AUGGAAUGGCGAACCAGGUGUAUUUUCAUGGUUUUUCAUCUAGCUCAAGUUUUCUCUUUGAGGAAUGGACAUAUACCAGCUCCUGCCCAGUUGACUGAUAAAGCUAUGAGUUGUGACAAAGGAUGGUACACGUUCGGUGAUAAGUGUUACAGAGUUGGUGGAAAUAAAAAGUUUAUCAAUCUUGGUUGGAUGAAUGCAUUAGAGUACUGCAAACGUGCCGGUGGAACUUUAGCAACAGUAAGCUCUAAAGCGAUUCUAGAAUUUCUCACCACAUUCCUGGUUUUAGACAUCAGGAGGAGCGUAUGGAUUGGCCUCAGUGACACAAAAUUAGAAGUUGGCUUCUAUUGGGAGGAUGAAACUCCAUUGGACUUCACUAAUUGGGCACCAGGAGAACCAUCUAAUGGACGUGAACACUGCGUAGAAAUGCAGUUUAACAGCUCAACUCAGAUCGGCUAUUGGAAUACCAAAGAUUGUGGAGAAGAGAUCCCCUUUAUUUGCCAAAAAAAUAAAACGGAAACUGCUGUAGUCAGAGUGCCGUUGGACCCGAAAUUCUGUUCGGAGGAGAACAAUUCUGGUUGGAAAUUUCGGACUUCCUGCUUCAACUUGGUGACAGAGAAGAAAUCUUGGCGAGACGCCGAAAAGUACUGCCGUGAUACUUAUUCGGGUCAUUUGGCGACGCUCAGGGAUGUUACUUACGAUAUUUUCAUAGAAUAUAUGCUGAAAACUGUUGGCGAUGUAUGGAUUGGAAUCGUAAUCGAAGUAAAUGACCCACCGGUUUUGAAGCAAUCCAUGACAGAAUCUGCAUGCCCCGAGGAUUUUCCAGAUUGGAAAGACCUCGGCGGGGACAUGUGCUACUUCUUUGAAGUCGAAAACGAAGUGUCCUGGUUUCAAGCAAGCUUCAUGUGUCUGCAAAGAGGAGGUAGUCUAGUAAGCAUCCAUUCGCAAGCAGAAGUGGAUGUAUUGCAUCAGUUUGUACUGUUUACAAAAGAGCAGCUACAUAUUGGACUCCACCGAAAAAUGCUUGGAAUUAUGAAGUCGAGUGUGCCCAUUACGACAGUCGCAACUCAAGAGUCAUGCACAACUAGCAUUUCCAUUUCCACUUUGAUUGGCAUCGUUGUGGGCAUUUUGCUGGUCGAAGCUGCCAUCGCAGUCAUCUGGAUAUACUAUUUCAAGCUCCGAAGAAGACAAACCGAGAGACGAAAAUCUUCCAUAAAGCAUGUCAAACGAUUGUCCAGUUUGUCUAACUCGCCGAAGUUCAAAAAAGACUAUGACCAUGAAAUUGUUCAAGAAGAUGAUUACUACGAACCAAUGACAUAG
This is a messenger RNA of Uloborus diversus, 1317 nucleotides long. Its product is annotated as macrophage mannose receptor 1-like. The transcript is spliced from 10 exons. Gene Ontology annotation, molecular function: signaling receptor activity. Lineage: Eukaryota; Metazoa; Arthropoda; Arachnida; Araneae; Uloboridae. Bases 1 to 1317 code for a protein of 438 amino acids. The record is from RefSeq and is a predicted model, not a curated record.